AUGCUUACGGAUCGAGGUAGGCGGAUUUCUAUCUGCAAUGGAACUCUUGAAUAUAGCAACAGAAAAUUCCGUUUUGAUAAUAAUAAUAAUGGCUACCGAUUCGUCAAUCGAUCGGAAAGGUGCCGCGAUUGGAGUCCUUCCCGGUCAUCUCCUACCAGAAUCCUCCGUAUCUCUUCACCAACCUCGUCUCCUCCGUCGUCGACUUCUCCCGUCUCCCUGAAUUGCUCCUACACUACCGGCGUUGGCUAUAUCGAACAUCGUGUCUCCAAGUUCGAUACUCUCGCCGGAAUUGCCAUAAGGUAUGGCGUUGAGGUUGCAGAUAUCACGAAGCUGAAUGGUCUUGUAACCGAUCUUCAGAUGUUUGCUCUCAAGUCUCUCCGCAUACCAUUACCUGGGAGACAUCCUCCUUCUCCAUGCUUAUCUAACGGCUCCUUGAAUCAUGGAGAGGAUGAGGGUUCUGAGAAAGCUACAUCACCAGCAAGCAAUGGCAACCAUCAAGACGUAUUUGACUCCUUCCAGUCUUUGAGGUUGAAGCCUUCAGAAAAGAAGGUUUCUCCAGCCAUGGAUUCCUUGCAAGGUUAUUAUGGACUGAAGCCAAGAAACCGAAGAGAUUCUGAAGGUUUUGAGAUGGCAGUUUACAAGAAAGAAUCGUCGUGUCCCCAAGACGAUGUUCAGUACCUCACACCCUUCCCAAUCACCAAUACUCCCUUAAACCACCACAGAAAAUCGAGAAGCUUGGUAGAUGCAGUUAUCGCCGAAGUCAAGCAAUCCUCCAACCAUUCAAAGGCAGGAGAAGUGAAUUCUGAUAAGCCAACAAGAAGACGCGAAAAAUCUGAAGCUGACUUCACUUCGCGAGCCCCAGAAUUGCUUUUAAAAGAAGAGAACAGAAGCAGGACUGGCGGGUUUUCUGCAAUUGCCGGGAAAGGUUUAGCUCUGAGAUCGAAAGCAGCAAGCAAAACUAAUUUAUCAGCAGAUACCGGGAUGGGUAAUUCCAAUCCCGUACCAAUCAAUUUGAUGGAUGCUCCUGCGGGAGAUAGCUUCUCAAGCGUGAGGAAAUCGUUUAGCGCCUCUAGUCUACAAGAACCGGACUGUAACAGCAAUGGUUCAUCGUUGUGGCCAACCUCGAAAUGGACACUGACACCUGAUUUGCUCACACAAGCAGCCAUGGCGAGUUCUAUUUUUGAUGGAAUGCCUAAGCCUUUAUUAACUGGUCGAAGAAACAAAAAGGCUUUGGACUAA
Messenger RNA from Arabis nemorensis, 1239 nucleotides. Lineage: Eukaryota; Viridiplantae; Streptophyta; Magnoliopsida; Brassicales; Brassicaceae. The record is from the annotation of a GenBank genome assembly.